GAGCGCGCACAGGAGGCUUGACGUCACUGAGGCGCCCUGGCUCUCCUGAGCCGCUGCUACUGCUGGCGAAAAAGAUGGCAAAAUCAGAUACACAUAUACCGAGAAAUUAACCUAAAAUGACGGUUACCGCGGCCGCUUUCCACUUAACAGAGGAUUCAACAUCGAUACCGGUUUGAGCUCCACCUUGCAACGAGAAAGGUUGAUGCCAUCAUUUGUAACAGUGGACAGCUCCUGUUGGAAGAGGAGAGGCUGUUAGCAUUCCUGGAAGUGGAGAGAGUCAGACCUCUGUCGUAUCAUGAGCAUUGCGCCCACUGUCUCCAGCUGAAGCAAGACAGAGAAACAAUACUGCGGAAAAUCACAUCCGCAAAAUCUGCAAGGGUACACACAGAUACGUGAGCAUCAGUUCGCCGUUAGUUCUUAUAUUUAGUAAAAGAUGUACGGUAGUGCCCGCUCUGUUGGCAGAGGGGAUGCCAACCAUAGUGGAGGAAGAGAUGGAGGUGGCGCUGGUAAUCAGGGAUCUGGUCGUUCCCCUCGCCUUCCCCGUUCCCCCCGGAUGGGACACCGUCGUACCAACAGCACCGGAGGCAGUGGAGGGGGUCCUGGAGGAGCAGGAGGCAAGACGCUCUCCAUGGAGAACAUCCAGUCUCUCAACGCAGCGUACGCCACCUCAGGACCAAUGUACCUGAGUGACAACGAGGUCGCCAUGGCGGGUGACCACCUUCCCAAAAGCGGUGGGACGGUGACGACCAUGGGGAGACAGAGGGUGACAUAUGGGUCACGAGGUAGCAGCAGUGGAGUUGUAGCCGCCAGCACUCCUAAUAUCUCAACCUCAGCGCCUGCAAACUCUGUGCUGCCAGCAGGCAUGAUGGCAGGUGAUGCUCUAGCUUUUGGGGACCACCACAUGGCAUCCACGGUGCCUCAUUCUCUAAGGCAGGCCAGAGACAACACCAUACUUGACCUGCAGGCACAACUUAAAGAGGUUCUGCGUGAGAAUGAGAUCUUGCGGCGAGAAGUGGAAGUUAAGGAGAGCAAACUCAGUUCCUCCAUGAAUUCUAUCAAGACCUUCUGGAGCCCGGAAUUAAAAAAGGAGCGAGCUCUGAGAAAAGACGAGGUUUCUAAGAUCACUGUCUGGAAGGAACAGUACCGUGUUAUUCAAGAUGAAGCACAGCAUCUCCAGAUGACUGUUCAGGCUCUCCAGGAUGAACUGAGGAUCCAGAGGGACCUGAACCAGCUGCUCCAGCAAGAUCCGGCCAGCCAAGGAAGAGACCUUGCCCUGACAUCUGAACCUACAGAGGAGAACUACAGGCGAUUACAUGGCGAACAUGAGAGGCAGGCCAAAGAGCUCUUCCUUCUUAGGAAGACCUUGGAAGAGAUGGAGCUCAGGAUUGACACACAGAAGCAAACCCUGGGAGCCCGAGACGAGUCCAUCAAGAAACUUCUGGAGAUGCUGCAGAGCAAAGGACCAUCUGCAAAGGCAUCAGAGGAGGACCAGGAAAGGACGAGGAGGCUGGCUGAUGCAGAGAUGCACAGGCAUCACCUUGAGAGUUUACUGGACCAGAGAGACAGAGAGAUUACUGCACUAAGAGAGGAGCUGCACCGUCGUUACGAAGGAACCCCUGAAUCCACCAAAACCAAGGCUUUACAAACUGUCAUCGACAUGAAAGAUGCAAAAAUCAACUCAAUGGAGCGGAGCCUCAGGGACAUGGAGGAGGAGCUGCUAAUGAUGAAAUCCAAUGGACUUCUGAGCUGUGAGGAGCGUCAAGAGGAGAUGAAGCAGAUGGAGGUGUACCGCAGUCACACCAAGUUUAUGAAGAACAAGAUGGAGCAGGUGAAGCAGGACCUCUCCAGGAAGGACACUGAGCUGCUCGGUUUGCAGACUAAGCUGGAGACAUUAACCAACCAGUUCUCUGAUAGCAAACAACACAUUGAAGUCCUCAAGGAAUCCCUCACCGCCAAGGAGCAGCGCGCUGCCAUCUUACAGACAGAGGUGGAUGCUUUGCGCCUGCGCUUGGAAGAGAAGGAGGCAACUCUGAAUAAGAAGAGCAAGCAGAUACAAGAAAUGUCAGAGGAGAAGGGAACUCUUAAUGGGGAAAUUCACGACCUCAAGGACAUGCUGGAGGUUAAGGAGCGCAAAGUUAAUGUGCUGCAGAAGAAGAUUGAGAACCUGCAGGAGCAGCUGAGGGACAAGGAGAAGCAGAUGAGCAGCCUGAAGGAGAGAGUAAAGUCCUUGCAGGCAGACACCACCAACACUGACACCGCUCUCACAACACUGGAGGAGUCUCUUGCAGAAAAGGAGCGCAUCAUUGAGCGUCUAAAGGAGCAGCGAGACAGAGACGACCGGGAGAAGACUGAGGAACUUGACUGUACCAAGAAGGAACUAAAAGAGUUGAAGGAGAGACUGAGCUUACUGCAGGGAGACCUGUCAGACAGAGAGACAUCUCUGUUGGACCUGAAGGAGCAUGCAUCAUCUCUGGCCUCCUCAGGGCUGAAGAAAGACUCCAAACUCAAGAGCAUGGAGAUCACCUUGGAGCAGAAAAAGGAGGAGUGCCUCAAACUGGAGAACCAUCUUAAGAGAGCUCAGAAUGCAGCACUGGAAGCUCAAGCCAACACUGAGCUAGCUGAGCGCAUUAAGACCCUUGAGCAGGAAGUGGCCCGCCACAGAGAGGAUUCUGGGAAGGCACAGGCCGAGGUGGACCGCCUCCUCGAGAUACUUCGGGAAAUGGAGAAUGAGAAGAAUGACAAGGACAAAAAGAUCAAUGAGCUGGAGAGUUUGGCCUCCAGGCAAAUGAAGGACCAGUCGAAAAAAGUGGCGUCGCUGAAGCACAAGGAGCAAGUGGAGAAGAGCAGGAACGCUCGACUCAUGGAGGAGGCCAGGAAGAGGGAGGACAACAUGUCUGAGAGCUCCCAGCAGGUGAAGGACACUCUGCGUCAGAAGACCGAGCGCAUAGAGGAACUGGAGGAAGCCCUGAGAGAGAGCGUUCAAAUCACUGCUGAGCGAGAGAUGGUGCUCGCACAGGAGGAGGCUGCCAGGUCACUCCAGGAGAAACAGAAGCACUCACUCAAACCAAUGCAUGAGUCCAACCUCGCCCACUUAAAGUGGUCUAAGAUGGAGGAGCUGCUGGGGGCCAUGGAGAAGGUGAAGCAGGAGCUGGAGUCCAUGAGAGCCAAGCUGUCCUCCACCCAGCAGUCCCUGUGUGAGAAAGAAGCGCACCUCACAACCCUGCGAGCCGAACGCAGGAAACACCUGGAGGAGGUUCUGGAGAUGAAACAGGAGGCGCUGUUGGCCGCUAUCAGCGAGAAGGACGCUAACAUCGCACUGCUGGAGUUGUCCUCCUCUAAGAAGAAGAAGACCCAGGAUGAGGUCGCUCUGCUGAAGCGGGAGAAGGACAGGCUGGUCCAGCAGCUCAAGCAGCAGACUCAAAACAGGAUGAAGCUGAUGGCAGACAACUACGAGGACGACCAUCUGAAGACUGCACCUGAUCACACAAACCACAAACCCUCUCCAGAUCAGAUGAUACCCCCUCUUCUAGCCUUGUCCCAGAACCGCAGUAAGCUCAAACUCUACAUCGCCCACCUGACAGACCUCUGCCAUGACCGGGACCCCAGCAUCCUCAGCCAGCUCACGCCUCCACCACACUACCACCACAGCGACCCCGGCGACUGGGAGGAGGAGCUCCAGAAAAUGAGCGUGGAACAGUUGGAGCGGGAGCUGGAGGUGUGUGAGAAGGAGAGUGGAGAGCUGCAGGAGUACGCCAACUCUGUUCUCCAGCAGAUCGCAGACUACUGCCCCGAUAUCCUGGAGCAGGUUGUCAACGCUCUGGAGGAGUCAUGCUGACCACUCUGACCUCAGACAUAAACCCGGCUGAGCCCAGGUGCCCCUACCUCCACCCACAAGAGGCUCCUGGAAGGAAGAGAGAAAGCUGGGGGCGUUAUCUCAUCCCGCUGGGCUCUUCUUCUUCUUUGUCCCCCUCGUUUACCCUGCAACAAACUCUCAGGGCUCUGAGUGCUUUCCUGUCUCAUAAGUUGUUCCGAUUUCGGGCUGGCAAAAAAAUCGCGUUAGAGACGUUCACAUAGUCUGCACUGCAAGCCUUCCAGUUACAGUAGAAAGAGAAGAACUCAAGUACCAACCUCAUAGCAUGGUAGGCAGACAUUAUAGCACAGAGAAAGGCUACCAGAUUGAUAAAACUUCUGCACAAAGUCUUAGAGCGUACUGCCAACUUUCCUCUCUCUGGACAGCUUCAUUCAGCGCAGGAAUUUCCAGAUGAGGACCAGUUACCUCACCUCGCUUAUCUUUUUCCCCUCCUCACAAAUCUAGGGGUUCAUUUAUCUCAAACAUGGGACAGGAAAGCGCUCUUUGCCCUGGUGAAUUAGGGAGCUGCUACACCUAGAGGGGGCUGAGAGGAGCUGAGUUCAGUGGUUGUCAUGGAGCCAUGCAGACGCUUAUUUUGUAUUUUAGUCGGUGUUACCCAAGUAGUGACGCCUAUGAAACGCCACCUUUAACCAGCACGUUGUCUGAGCUGUGGGUUUGUCCGUGUAGCUAGGAUUAGGCUGUAGGUACGUCUGUGGCUGGGUCAUCGGCAUUAGAGGGGGAUCACGGCUCGACCUUGGGCGCAGAUCAAAGAUCAGAUUUUAGUCUCACAACAUGGAUGAGAGAGAGGACAAACAAAAAAAUGCUUUUAUUAAUGGUGACGUAUUAUUUCUAGAUGGUUUUGCACACAACGUCCACUUGUUUAUGAGGUAUGCAAUGUUUCUUUUGAGAACGUUCUAGUGGCCUUGGAGCAUGCACAGAGAUCAGUACUGGACCUAACGCAGGGAUGUUUAUUCCUCUGUAAAACUGGUGCUAAGGCAUGAUGUAAGAAUUUUUGAUCUGAUCAUCCAGUCUCAUCCAAAGUUUCUAUAGACGUUACUUAAAGCCCACCUGAUCUUUAGUUUCUAAAUCACUGAAGAAUACAAGCGAUAAACCCCUUUUCUCUUGUGCUUUUCAGAUUACAUUUAAAAAAAAAAAAAUACAAGCGAUGCCUCCGUUGUUGUAUUUUUUGAAAUCUUCAGGGCUGAGGUUUUUAAUUACUAAGUGCAUCUACAUUUACAGGAAAUGAAAGUCACUUUUCAGCAGAUUUUGACUUUUUAGAUCAGUUUGUAAAUAACGUGACAUUUAACACGUACAGUGACUGAAUAAAGGUAACUAAGUGGAAGGUGUUGUGCAUUCUUUAAAAAAAAAAAUCAGAAAAGUUUAAAGCAGUGCAGUUGUCUUUUGUGUAUAAUUUUGCCCUCGGGACAAAAUGUGUGUGUUUGACAGUACUGCCAUAACUUGCGGAAAGUCAUGUUCUAUAGAGAUAUAUAUAUAUAUAAAUAUAAUACAUAUAUAUAUAUGAAAUGUUUACUGUAUCGAUAUGCAUUGAAUGUUUGCACAGAAUCUUGAAGAGCGAACUGCUCUGAACAAAACGACCGUAAGUUAGUGUCCUCGGCAGAAACUGAGGAAAGAAGUGUCAAAAAAACUCGUGUCAAAAUAACGUGUGAACUACAAAUGUUUUCAAACCGUGACUGUGUGAUGGGAGAGUACUUUUCUUGCAUUUAUUUCUAAUUGUCAUUUUUUAUAUACUUUCACCAGAUGGUGAUGUAAAUGUAUUAUGCUGAGAUUCCAGUGUUGUCGCAUUUCUGUUUGUGAUUUUUGUUGGUUGAUGUCAAAGGCAGACUGACGGAUAAAAAUAAGCCUCCAACCAUCCUGGACCUCCCGCUGGUAUAAGAGGAACACGGUGUUGCACAACAGAGUAAAACUGCGUCAGUGUACAACUAAAAAUAGACGUUUUCUAGCAAACUUCCAACGUGUCGUAGAAUCGCAGACCGGCUCGGGAGGGUAUCUCGCAGAAAGCAAAACAUGGCGUUGGAGGAUGUUUUUGAGAUGCUUGUUUUUCUGCUUCUCGUCUGUCAAACCUCUCAGUGGAGAUUAUUUUCUUUCCAUUCCUUGUAGCCCGUCGCUGCUGGGUUCAGAGGAAAGCGUUUUAUUUCCCUUACUUUGGCCUGUGUGUCCCCGCCCUUGCCUUAACGUCCGGUCAUCUCUUUUUCUUGACUUCUUAUUGCGGAACACAGAGCUGAUUAAGGGGCUUCUGUCCACUUCAUGGUUUUCGUUUCUUUUUUUUGUUUGUUUUAUGCAUUUGUAUAAGAAAUGUACUGCCUUCUGUCUGUUCGUGUUAAGAAUCAAAAUGUGUAAAAAAGGAAGCAAAACAGACAUGUUUGUGAGUUAUUUGGAUUUUGUAUGUAUGUAAAUAAAUAAAUUAUAAGCCUC
This is a messenger RNA of Acanthochromis polyacanthus (spiny chromis), 6283 nucleotides long. Its product is annotated as ELKS/Rab6-interacting/CAST family member 1. The transcript has 22 exons. Gene Ontology annotation, molecular function: structural constituent of presynaptic active zone. The coding region runs from base 434 to 3835 and encodes 1133 amino acids. Gene Ontology annotation, cellular component: cytoskeleton of presynaptic active zone. Lineage: Eukaryota; Metazoa; Chordata; Actinopteri; Pomacentridae. The record is from RefSeq and is a predicted model, not a curated record. Gene Ontology annotation, biological process: neuromuscular synaptic transmission; maintenance of presynaptic active zone structure; regulation of synaptic plasticity.